Clonostachys solani is the source of this 471-nucleotide messenger RNA. The record is from the annotation of a GenBank genome assembly. Lineage: Eukaryota; Fungi; Ascomycota; Sordariomycetes; Hypocreales; Bionectriaceae.
AUGUCGCUCGUAUCAGGAGAGAAGACGAACUUCCAGUUCAUCUUGCGUCUUCUGAACACCAACGUCGAUGGCAAGCAGAAGGUCAUGUACGCCCUGACCAAGAUCAAGGGUGUCGGUCGUCGUUACUCCAACUUGGUCUGCAAGAAGGCCGAUGUCGAUCUGAACAAGCGUGCCGGUGAGCUCACCUCCGAAGAGCUCGAGCGAAUUGUCACCAUCAUCCAGAACCCCACCCAGUACAAGAUUCCUUCCUGGUUCCUGAACAGGCAGCGCGACAUUGUCGACGGCAAGGACUACCAGGUUCUGGCCAACGGUGUCGACUCCAAGCUCCGUGACGAUCUUGAGCGUCUCAAGAAGAUCCGUGCCCACCGUGGUCUUCGUCACUACUGGGGCCUCCGUGUCCGUGGUCAGCACACCAAGACCACUGGUCGCCGUGGCCGAACCGUCGGUGUUUCCAAGAAGAAGGGUGGUUAA